AUAUCUGAAUCUUUUUCCAGAGUUAGAAAAGAAAAUUUCUUCAAUAUGCAGUAUCAGUACAAGUAUCAGCACCAGCAGCAGGGUGCAGAGUCGUCUUCAUGGGGUUACUAUGUACCGGCGGCGAGAGGGAUGGUGGGUUCAGACCCAUUGGAGAGAGUUGUGAGGCUGGCUUCUGAAAGUGCAGUGGUGAUAUUUAGUAUCAGUAGCUGCUGCAUGUGCCAUGCGGUGAAGAGAUUGUUCUGUGGCAUGGGUGUGAACCCUACUGUGUAUGAGCUAGACCAGGACCCAAGAGGGAAGGAGAUUGAGAGGGCAUUGAUGAGGCUGCUUGGGAAUUAUUCAAGUGCAGUUCCUGUUGUUUUCAUUGGUGGGAAGCUCAUUGGUGCUAUGGACAGAGUUAUGGCUUCACACAUCAAUGGAACCCUCGUCCCUCUUCUCAAGGAAGCUGGAGCUCUUUGGCUUUGAUCCUCUCUCUUUCUUCGAAAGUUGCAGAAAGAGGAAUUUAUUUAUGAUAUAUCUAACUCUUUCUUUAUUUUUCCUUUUUUUUAAAAAAAAAAAUUUUGGAAAAAAACGACAUUAAUUAUGAAGCUUCUAACCUCGGUAAUGGAUGUUUCAUUAAGUUUAUGUAAUUGAUCGUUUCUGCUUUGUAAACUCCUUCUGCAUGAGAAAUUAUAAC
Manihot esculenta (cassava) is the source of this 673-nucleotide messenger RNA. Its product is annotated as glutaredoxin-C1. Bases 46 to 462 code for a protein of 138 amino acids. The transcript has a single exon. NCBI's taxonomy places the organism in Eukaryota, Viridiplantae, Streptophyta, Magnoliopsida, Malpighiales, Euphorbiaceae. The record is from RefSeq and is a predicted model, not a curated record.